AUCACAUCAGUGUAAUUGGCUCCUUCAUGGAAAGGACUUUGUCAAAAAACAUCUUGAGUAGGUCCUUUUGUGAACUGUUAUCUAUUUUCAUGCCUCCAGAUGCAUCCAAAGCUAAACACAGUCAAGAGCUAGAAAAAGUUCAAGAUGACAAGGAAUGUAUGCUGAAGAUACUCACUGAUCAGCUGGAUUUUGUAAACAUGAAGGGGUGUCCAGAACUUGAAACCAUCAGAAGACAUGCAGUGGAUGUGACUCUAGACCCAGAUACAGCACAUCAUAACCUCAUCCUGUCUGAAGACAGGAAACAAGUUAAACGUAUAACAAAACAAGAGAGGUUUGAUAAAGUUCACUAUGUCCUGGGAAAGGAAGGUUUCUCCUCAGGGAGAUUCUACUAUGAGGUACAGGUGGAGGGGAAGACUGGGUGGACUUUAGGAGUGGUCAGAGAGUCCAUCAACAUGAAUAAUAACUUUUACCUGAAACCUGACAAUGGAUGCUGGACUGUGUGGCUGAAGAAAGGAAAGUACAAGGCUCUUACUUGGCCCUCUGUCCCCCUCUCCUUGAGAGAGAAGCCCCAGAAGGUGGGGGUGUUUGUGGAUUAUGAGGAGGGUCAGGUCUCCUUCUACAAUGUGGAGGCCAGGUCUCAUAUCUACUCUUUCGCUGGCUACACCUUCACUGAGAAACUUUAUCCAUUAUUUUAUUCUGAUACUAUUUAUAACAGGUCACUGGUCAUCACUCCUGUAGAUGUCACUGACUGACUGUUUUAUACCAAACAUUGAAAUACUGUGUGUGUGUGUGUGUGUUACUCACAGUCUGAAUGAAUUGGAAUGUGUUUAUCACUAUAUGAUUAUACUAACAGAGAGGAAAUUCACCUUGUAUAAUUUAUGCUGAAUGUUAUCCUUUUGUGGUGGCAGAAUUUGGGGUGAGCUGUUGUAACUUCUCAAGGGAUAUGUUCUGUGUUGGACUGUGAUGUUAUGCCUUUCAUAGACUCCUGGUAUGUCUGCACAAGGCCAUUGUGUUCUGGAACUGUUGCUUGUAUAAAUAACUGUUGUGUAACAAUAUGAUUGUAUUGUCACCUCCCACUAUAUAAGGGACAUGUAACCAUUUAUUCUUUGAACUCAUCCCUGUCAAAUCAGAGACAGAUCUCCCUCGCAACUGCUUGAUUAAAGAUUUUUCUAUUAUACAAUUA
This is a messenger RNA of Coregonus clupeaformis (lake whitefish), 1183 nucleotides long. RefSeq names its product E3 ubiquitin-protein ligase TRIM39-like. Gene Ontology annotation, molecular function: protein binding. The transcript is spliced from 6 exons. Bases 27 to 752 code for a protein of 241 amino acids. NCBI's taxonomy places the organism in Eukaryota, Metazoa, Chordata, Actinopteri, Salmoniformes, Salmonidae. The record is from RefSeq and is a predicted model, not a curated record.